Paramuricea clavata is the source of this 5939-nucleotide messenger RNA. NCBI's taxonomy places the organism in Eukaryota, Metazoa, Cnidaria, Anthozoa, Malacalcyonacea, Plexauridae. The record is from the annotation of a GenBank genome assembly.
AUGUUGAUGGAACUAAAUUUAGAGUCGGGGAAGAUGGUACUGUAUUUUAUCUAGUAAAGUACGUUACGGUAGCUCAGAUUAAUUAUUAUGUAGCAGAUGUCUAACUUGGUGUCGGUACAAAUUCGUGUCCUUGCUUUUUAACUUCGCCGAUCACGACGUAGGGCGUAAGCGAUACUUGGAAAAUGGCGGCACAAAAUUACGAGCAAUAAUAUCUCGCAAUUUAUCUGCAUGAUCAUGCGCCAUUUUCCCGUAGGUCAAGCUUAGGCAUUUAUAAUUCAUUCUGAAGAUUCAAAUAUUCGAUUUUAAGAUUCAAUGACUCAAUCUUCAAUGAUUCAAUCUUAGGAUUGAAUGAUUCAAUCUUUAUUUUAGGACUCAAUGGCUAAAUAAUUACACUCAUUUUAGGACUCAAUUUACUCAUACACUCAUUUUAGGACUCAAUAAUUACUCACGCACUCAUUGUUACAUUCCCUCCAUCAAACUAAUCAUGAUUUAUGGUAAACCAUGGAAGCUAGCAUUAAAAAUUCAAUGAUUUGAUCUAGAGAUUCAAUAUUUAAAGGAUUCAAUCUUAUAUGAUUCUAUAAAUCAGUAUAUGACUCAAAGAUUGAAUCGUAGCAUUUAUUGAUUCAAUUUAAGCAUUCAAAGAUUCAAUCUUAGGAUUAAAUUAUUCAGUCUUAUAGGAUUCAAUGAUCCAAUGUUAGAACUGAAUUACUCAAUCUUAUAUAGGAUUCAAUGAUUCAAAAUCCAAAUCCGCUUAUAUAUGUUUACUCUCCUGUAUUUCUGUUACAGACGAAUUUAUCAAAAACUUCUCCAAAAGAACAAAAAUAUCUUGCAGGUGUACCUUUGUGUCGUAAAAAGUUAACGGCAUUUAGUAAGGUAUGUGAAGAUGGUUGUUUGAGCGCUUGGAAUAAAGGGAGUUAUCUAUCUUUGGGUGGAAUAAAAGUGUAAUUUUACUUAUAAACGUGAAUUAGUUUUCAUGAUGCUGUGUUCAAUUUAUUAUUAUUUUUGUACCAUUCGCAUGGAUGAACAAUCAAUCUUUUACUUUUAAGGAUGGUACUAAAGUUCCAAUAACAAUAUUUCACAGGAAGGACAUUGAAUUAAAUGCUCAGCAUCCUGUAUUGGCGCAUGUUUAUGGUAAAUACAUACUAUAAGUUCAAUUUUCAAAUCAUUGAUCAUCCACCAAUGCAACAAUGUAAAGGCCUGACCAAACGAUAUAAUCAGUCGCCUAUACGAUUCGUUUUGGCUUAUGAAAAUUACUCUACCUGGAAUUCUGUAUUUGCCUUUUUACAAGUUCCUCUUAAGUUCGUAAAAACAAUGCUAUUGGCUAGCUUAAGUCUCGUGUUGUGUUGUGAUUGGCUGUACAGAACAAAGAGUUUUGUUUCACGUAAUUCCGUGCGUCUGUUCUCUGAUAGAUAAUGACUCUCGAAUUCUUAUUAAUAACAUUAUUAUAUAAUAACCUUUACAAGCAAAACAAAUUAACAUCGUUCGUUUUAAUAAACACUAUUUUUAUCUUCAUAAGGGUCUUAUGGAAUAAAUGUUAACAUGGACUUUUCUCCUGAGAAAUUUCAACUACUCCUAGAAGGCUGGCUAUUAGCUUACUGUCAUGUUAGGUAAAUACAUGUAGUAAUAGACCAGGGGCCGCUUAUUCGAAAGGCGGUUAGCAUAUUCCUCAGAAGAGAAGCGUCAAAGCAAACUUUCCAACAAGCUUUGUUCAUGAACUUGAAAAUGUUUUUUCCAGAAAUCUUGUCAGGAUCGUUUGAAGUUUCAUUUUCUAAAAUUUUAAAAUAUAAGGUCGUGCCGAAACAACGGGGUUUUUUAACCCAUGAUAAUCAAUACAACAACCGGCCCCUGUGUAUCACGAACAUUCAAAACGUUUUUUAGUAUUGAAUAUUGAAAGGAAUUCAUGAUUCUGAUUGGCAAAUAACAGCCAACCUAAAUAUGGAUUUGCGAUCUCAAUGGCGCCGAUAAAUAGUUAUUACAGGGUAUGACGUCAUGUAAUGUGGCAAUCACAGGAAAAAAUUUAAAUUUCCAUUAAUGGGUUUUUGAAUGGCUUUUAGACUUAGACAUUUACUAUGUAUUCUAGGAAGGUGAUUGCUAGAUAGUAUACUUCAAAAUAAGGUUUCCAUUUUUAUAACGUAGAAAAUACUAUCCUAACGCAAAACUAAACCCUAAAGGCCCGGUCACACUACACAACGAUAACGAUACGAUAAAUUGUAAACACGCGAUAAUUGUCAAAAAAAUGGUGUCAGUGUCCACACAACAACGAAAAUGAUAAAAUUAUCGUUGAACGAUAACGAUAACGAUUUUAAAAUCGCUCACCUGAGCGAUUUUUUUUUCAGUCGGACGAUAACGAUAAAUUUUUGACCAAUCAGCGCGCGUAUACAAGUUAUCGUAUCGUUAUCGUUGUGUAGUGUGACCUGGGCUUAACCCUAAUACUAAACCUAACCCUAACCCCAACCUAACCCUAACCUAAACCCUAACCUAACCCUAACUUAUUUUAAAAAUAGAAUAAAAACGGAAAUCUUAUUUUGAAGUAUACUAUCUAGCAAUUGCCAUUCUAGGAAUGUAAAACUCUUAGCAUUAAUUAUUGGUUAUUACAGAUUUCCCAUAUGCAUGGUAAAUUGGUAAAAAACAUGAUGUUUAAUAUUUACAAUUAAUGGUAUUUUCCUGUGCACAGGAAAAAAAUAAAGUACCAUUAAUGGUAAAUAUUAAACAUCAUGGUUUUAACUAAUUUACCAUCGAUAUGGGAAAUCUAUAACCAAUAAUGGUAAGAGUUCAGCUUUCACACUAAAAAACCAUGGAAGGUUCAAUAUUUUUGAAACCAAAACGGCUCUCCUUUUGACGCUGGCCAACAUUUAUCUAAACAAACAUGGUUCCCGGAUCACAUUUCAUAAUCACAAAAAUGUAUUUCAAUAUUUGUUUGCAAUGUUAUACUUUGCAAUUUGGCAUUAUUGUUUUAUUUUUGUUUACUUCAUCUUUAGAGGCGGAGGGGAACUGGGUCGAAAAUGGUAUCACAUGGGAAGACGGACAAACAAGAAUAAAACUUUUGAGGUAUUUAGAACUUUGCUUAAGUGCUUAUGUAACCACAUGGGGAAGUUAGAUACUGUACACAUUGGAAGUGAUGGGGAAAACCACCUCAAUAAACAAGAAAAACAGAUUUUGGCCGGAAAACGAGAGAAUCACAUACCCAAUUGUGCUUUUUCCAUUGUUAAGAGCGUUCUUGGCUCUUGGAAAAUUUUGCAGCGAAUAGGUCUGUAUAUCAGGAACUGUUUCGUAGGAUUUUGUUUCUAUCUAUCAGUUUCCUAGCCUGAGCAAACACAUAUAAUUCAUACUAUACAGUUUGUAAACAGGUUAGCAGUAAUUUCUCGCUCACAAAAUUCGACUAGUUUCUCGUCUCUAAUAUUCUGCUGAGAAGGCGAAAACCAAGUGGAAAUUCUCUAUUUUUUUCUGACUGACGAAACCCAUUAUCCAAUGGCUUUAUAUAAAACAUAAUUUAUAAGAUGUUAAUCCAUUUUCAGGAUUUUGAAGCUUGUAUAACAAGCAUUCAUGAACAAGGAUAUUCUUCACCUCAUUUAACUGCAGUUAUUGGAACCAGUGCUGGUGGACUGCCUGUAGCAGUUCUCUGUAAUCAUGCACCACAUCUCGUACAAGCAGCGGUAUUGAAGGUAUGUAAUAUGUUGUAAUGAUAGAAAAUUGACAGAUACGUUGUUGUGUUGAGUUGAGUUGAGUUGUGUUGUGUUGUGUUGUGUUGUGAUAUGGUGUAUUGUGUUGUCAUGCCAUUACCAGUGUUUUAACUCGUUCUUUAGUAAACACGAUUUCUAUAUUAUCUUGUCUUUUAUUAUUCUAAGGAACGAUCAUAAAGCUUGCUGGUAGAGGAAUAUAACAGUAACUGUUGUGUUGGAUGCUGUGCCGUUCUUAUUCGUGUCGCAUUUUCCCAUGUAAUGUAAUGUAGUGUUGUGUUUUACUGUUAUGAUUAUUUAGUCCACAUAUUUUGCGUUCGUAGGUUUCUUGCGUAGAUUUGAUGACUGCAAUGUUAGAGGAAGGGUUACCACUCACUGCCCAAGAAUACGAAGAAUUCGGAAAUCCUCGGUAAAUUGUGGCUAUAUAAAAUAAAAAAAUCCUUUGCCGAUUUGUCAUAUCUUGCGUAUUUCUUGAAAUAUUUUGACUGAGGGAAAUGAGCUGUCCGCCGUUUUGGAAACCUUCAGGUCUCGUCAGUGGCGGAAAUUCACUUUUUCCGUUGGGGAGCAAAGCCUCCUAAAUUUCCGACAAAACUUUCAAGUUUCCGACAUACCCGCCCAUUUGCACUCGAAAAGACUGUUUUUAGCCCUCUUUUAGGUCAAAAUUUUCGAAAAUUCGUCAAUUUUCCGUGAAGGUGGGUGGGGGGGCGGCAGCCCCCCGCCCCACCAAGAUUUCCGCCACUUGGUCUCGUUAAAUAAUUUAUGAAUUGAUUGGCUUAUAAAUUUUACAUUGUGUGCCCUCGAUUACUGUAUAUAAUAGAAUCAUGACAAAUCUGUUUUAUUUUAGACUUGACGUGCAGGAUUUUAAUAAGAUGAAAUCAUUUUGCCCUUAUACGAACGUUUCAAAGCAGGUUUGUGAUUUUAUAAAAGUAUGGAAUGUAGUCAAGGUUAAAUAUCACAUUAAUUACUAUAUUAGGCUAGGUUUGUAACAUUUUUAGUCCUGGUUACUGAUUAGCAUUGCAAGGAGUAUAUAUACCAAUUAGAAUUGAAAAACCAAUUACAAAGUUUACUGAUUUGGCAAAGCUUUCGAUGUAAAAGCCUGAUGAACCAGGCUUUUACAUCGAAAGCUUUGCCAAAUCAGUAAACUUUGUCAGUUAAAAAUAAAAUAAUUUCACCAACACAAAGCAAGCACGUCGAUUACAGUGUAAAGCCAGCCCGGGCUCACAAUGCAAUAAGUGUGCAAACUGGCAUAUAUAAUUUCUUAUCCAAUUUUUAUUGUAAUUGAGCCAGAAUACAAUCGAUUUGUGCUUGGCCAACGACCGGUCGUCAGACUAGUGGUGGUUUGCAAUCAAUCCCUUCAGAAUUAAAAGACAAACAGAUGGUGGCAAUGCAUGUUGAAGGAAAACACACUCCAAAUGCAAUAGCUGCUAAUGAUCUUCUUUUGUCAGCGUUUCUCCAACAUGAACGACCGCCAUGACUUCUAGUGCAAACCAAGAAUUAAAUGUUUAGAGAGCUAUUAGGCUGAAGAGAACAGACAGAGAAAUGACUCGAUUAUCCAUCGUAUGAAAUUAAUACGGUUUAAGGAUCGAGCUUAAGGCAGGAAUUCAUGGUUGAGAAGACUUCUAUAGUAUCCAAUUUGAAAUAACGGUUGUCCCAGCUUGAAAUUUGUCCGUUGUAUAUAAGAUGUGAUAAUCUGUGAUUUGUCGUUGUGAACAGAAAGAGGACGACAUCGAAUAUUUUUAUGAGAUUUUAAUUAAUAAUUUCUUUUCUACACUAUUAUGAUUGUCAUCAUACUAAUGGCCGUCGUCGUUUCACUUGCGUCCUUCUUGCUUAAAGUUCCUAACAUCGAUAGAUUAUAGAUAGUUUUAGAAGUGUAAAAUUUAAGUAUGUUUCUUUUCACCUCCAGGUACUAAAUUAAACCUUGCUUAAUUAAGUUCGCUAAUGUUCUUGGGUGAAAACAAUACUUCGGCUAUAGAUACCAUGACCACCUAUAUUAUGUAAUUCAACUUUGAAUCUAUCCCAUUGUUAACUUAAUAACCAUUUACAAGUAAAAAGGUUAAUUUGUCAUUUGAUCUUUAGCAUUAUCCCAGCAUGCUUUUCAUGUCAUCAGUGAAUGACGUCAGAGUCCCAUAUUGGAUGGCGUUGAAGUAUGUGUUAAAGCUCCGCCAUGUAAACUCCAUGAAAGAAUAUUCAAGUCCACAAAGCAUGAUCCUGCUAAAAACAGAUUUUGAAAGUGGCCACUUUGGCGCAGGAACGUUUGAAGAG